Anoplophora glabripennis (Asian longhorned beetle) is the source of this 594-nucleotide messenger RNA. Its product is annotated as protein C10. The record is from RefSeq and is a predicted model, not a curated record. NCBI's taxonomy places the organism in Eukaryota, Metazoa, Arthropoda, Insecta, Coleoptera, Cerambycidae. Gene Ontology annotation, biological process: post-embryonic development. Bases 148 to 516 code for a protein of 122 amino acids. The transcript is spliced from 2 exons.
GAGCUAUCCGGGUUUGAUGUGGUUUGGCUCGCCAAAAAACCCUUCAUGUUCUGCACCCGAAAGCAGCUGAGGAGUGUUUUGUUUUUGAUUGUUCGAAUAAAAGGAGGAAAGUAUACGUUGUAAUAUUAAGGUUAAACUUAUAUAAAUAUGUCUAAAACCGACUUGACUCCUGUAGUUGCUAUGGAAAUAUUAAAUAAGACAUUGGAAGAAUUACAAACACCUGCUAAUGUUCAGAAAUUGGAAGAAGCAAGAGACAAUGUAGGAAAUGAGAUGCUUAAAAUGAUGCAAUUUUUAUUUCCAAUAGUUAUGCAAAUUCAGAUGGAUGUAAUUAGAGAAUAUGGGUAUGCAGAAGGACGAGAAGGAAUAAUUAAAUUUUCGCAAAUGCUAAGAAGCUUAGAGCGGGAAGAUCCCGAAAUUUCUCGUCUUCAUAGUUUAAUUAAGAGCUAUUAUUUACCCCCAGUUUCUGUACAUACUACAAGUGAAUCACCAGUCGAAGAAAAAGCAAAUAGUACGUGACCUAUAUAUUUUUUAAAUACGUUUAUUGAUAUUAAAUUAUUUUACUUUAUACUUUAUUAUACUAAGUAAAUUAUAUGU